Messenger RNA from Propithecus coquereli (Coquerel's sifaka), 1768 nucleotides. RefSeq names its product zinc finger protein 491-like. Lineage: Eukaryota; Metazoa; Chordata; Mammalia; Primates; Indriidae. The record is from RefSeq and is a predicted model, not a curated record. The transcript is spliced from 6 exons. The coding region runs from base 161 to 1768 and encodes 535 amino acids. Gene Ontology annotation, biological process: regulation of cytokine production; regulation of immune system process; negative regulation of transcription by RNA polymerase II.
UCCCGUCUGAGUCGCGCGGGCCUUGGUCUCAGUCGGCCUUUUCUGCUCCAGUAGGCUUUGGUGCCUCCGCCACAGCUUCUGUGGCGCCGUCACCUACGCGGUGAACUACACCGGUCUCGAGCGCAGUAGCGAGGACGCCGGACACCUUGGAAGGCGGGAAAUGGACUCAGUGGCCUUUAAGGAUGUGGCUGUGAACUUCACCCGGGAGGAGUGGGCUUUGCUGGAUCCUUCUCAGAAGAAGCUCUACAGAGAUGUGAUGUGGGAAACCUUAAGGAACCUGGCUGCUAUAGGGAGAAAAUGGAAAGACCAGAACAUUGAAGAUCAGUACAAAAAUCCCAGGAGAAAUCUAAGAAUUCUUAUGGCAGAGAGACUCUUUGAAAGUCAACAAGGUAGUGAGUGUAAAGAAAACUUCAGCCAUGUUCCAGAUCACAUGCUGAACAAGAAAAGUCCUGGAGUAAAACCUUGUGAAAGCAGUGUGUGUGGAGAAGUCUCCGUUGGUCAUUCAACCCUUAACAGUCACAUUAGAGCUGACACUGGACACAAACCAUACGAGUUUAAGGAAUAUAGAAAAAAGGCAUACACACGUAAGCAACGUGAGAAAGACUUCAGUUGUCGCUACUCUUUCCGAACACGUGAAGGGCCUCCCACUGGAGAGAAACCCUAUGAUUGUAAGGAAUGUGGACAAACCUUUGUUCAUCUCACAAGUUUUCAAAGACACAUGGUGAUGCACAGUGGGGAUGUAUGUUAUAAAUGUGAAUUAUGUGGAAAAGCAUUUGCUUCUCUCAAUCCGUAUCUUGUACAUGAAAGACUUCACACUGGAGAGAAAGCAUAUGAAUGUAAACAGUUUGGUAAAGCUUUUGGUUGGUCUCGUUCCCUUCAAGUACAUGAAAGGGCUCACACUGGAGAAAAGCCAUAUGAAUAUAAGGAAUGUGGGAAAGCCUUCAGUUACACCACUUCCUUUCAAAGACAUAAAAGGACUCACACUAAAGAGAAGCUGUAUGAAUAUGGACCUUAUAAAUGUAAGAUAUGUGGGGAAGCCUUCUGUUCUGCCAUUUCAUUUCAAAAACAUAAUAGGACUCAUAUUGGAGAGAAGCCCUAUGAAUGUAAGAUAUGUGGUAAAGCCUUUAGUUACACAUACAUUCGAGUACAUGAAAGGAUUCACACUGGAGAGAAAACAUAUGCAUGUAAACACUGUGGUAAAGCUUUUCGUUGGUCUCGUUCCCUUCAAAUACAUGAAAGGGCUCACACUGGAGAAAAGCCAUAUGAAUGUAAGGAAUGUGGGAAAACCUUCACCUUCUGUUCUCCCACUUUAUUUCAAAAACAUAAUAGGACUCAUAUUGGAGAGAAGCCCUAUGAAUGUAAGAUAUGUGGUAAAGCCUUUAGUUCCACAUACAUUCGGAUACAUGAAAGGAUUCACACUGGAGAGAAACCCUAUGAAUGUAAGAUAUGUGGUAAAACCUUUCGUUGUUCUUCUUCCUUUCGCGCUCAUGAAAGGACUCACACUGGAGAGAAGCCCUAUGAAUGUAAGAUAUGUGGUAAAGCCUUCACCAGUUCCAUGUACACUCGAAUACAUGAGAGAAAUCACACUGGAGAAAAACCCUACAAAUGUAAGGAAUGUGGGGAAACCUUUAGUAGUUUCUCUUACUGUCGAAAUCAUGAAAGGACUCACACUGGAGAGAAACCCUAUAAAUGUGAGGAAUGUGGGAAAGCCUUCAGUCGUUCCAGUGUCCGUUCAAGACAUAAAAAAAGGCAUACUAUGAAGAUAUGA